CUAUUUAAGCAGCAAGCCAGUCUACACCAACACUGCUCUCAGCGCUUGUCAAAAGCCGGUCUUUGCCCAGUAUCGAAUAUGUUGUGGCACAUUCUCGUGUGCUAUUACACUGUAAACUAAAGUGCAUUCGUUAUUCGUCGUAUAACCACACUUAGCCUUUAAUCAUCGGUGUUGUUAGCCGGUCAGUUAUCGAUCAAGCCCUCCGCCCUGCACAACUCAUUGAAAGGACACCGAUCGGGAUUAUUUGCACCUACGGAUGCUUCGUCUAUUAUAAUGCAAGAUGCAUGCUGAUGCUCGGAAGUGGUUGCUCGACUGCGUAUUACUCGUCCUUUUAACCUCCUCCACCUACUGAAAAUAACCGUAAACGUCUGAAAAUCGUUGAUAUUUUGGGGUGAAGAAUGACAGAAUAUAAGCUUGUGGUCGUAGGGGCGGGAGGCGUGGGCAAGAGUGCUCUCACCAUCCAACUCAUCCAGAACCACUUUGUGGACGAAUACGACCCAACCAUAGAGGACUCCUACAGGAAGCAGGUGGUGAUUGAUGGGGAGACGUGUCUGUUGGACAUCUUGGACACUGCAGGUCAGGAGGAGUACAGCGCCAUGAGGGAUCAGUACAUGAGGACAGGAGAGGGCUUCCUCUGUGUCUUCGCCAUCAAUAACACCAAGUCCUUUGAGGACAUUCACCACUACAGAGAGCAGAUAAAACGAGUAAAGGACUCGGAGGACGUCCCCAUGGUCCUGGUGGGGAAUAAGUGUGAUCUUCCGUCCCGCAGUGUGGACACCAAGCAGGCUCAGGAUUUAGCACGGAGCUACGGCAUCCCCUUUAUAGAGACCUCAGCAAAGACGAGACAGAGAGUGGAAGAUGCCUUUUAUACUCUGGUACGGGAAAUCAGGCAAUACCGGCUGAGAAAACUCAGUAAAGAAGAAGAGACAACACAAUGCAUCAAGCUUAAAAAAUGUGUUUUGAUGUGAGCGGGGGCGUGGACGACGCGUUUUACACUUUAGUCCGAGAAAUCCGGAAGCACAAGGAGAAGAUGAGCAAGGAUGGCAAGAAGAAAAAGAAGAAAUCCAAAUCAAAAUGUGUGUUAAUGUGAACAAGCCUUUCCUGUCAUUAUAGACUCAGAAGAAAAAUAAAAAAAACAACUUCCACAGCUGCAUUUUGUACAUUACACUAAAUUAUUAGCCUGCUCAAUACAGAAUGGAUCCUUCUUAAAAGAAAUAAGCUUUACACAGAAGUGGUUUUAUUUUGCAGUUGGUUUAUCUAGAGUAGUUUUAACAGAUUUCUAAAGAAAGGUGUGGACAUGAAAACAGGCUUUCGGUGUGAGGUAUGAGAGAGAGCUAGCCGUGUAGCUAGCUGCAUGUGAGUCACUUGAUUUUCCAGGAACUGAAACUUUGAGGAAUCAUUUUUGGUGGCGUUUUGAAACAUUAUCACUGUGUAUGAUCCUGGCUUUGGAUGUCCCGGACUUCCAAAAACAACCUGCAUGGGAACUUCCAUUGUAGUCGGAUUUCCACGCCCUCUCUGGAAAGCCAUGGUCAUGCAUGGUGAAAUCUUCACCUUGUUAACCUUAUUUCCCUGUAUGCAUGCUGUGUUCUGUUCAUUAAACUUCCAGGGAAUUCUGUGUAAUAGCCACUGUGGUGUCUGUCCGACAGGCGCGAUUAUUUCAACAUGGCCGUUGUUCAUUUUUCUGAUCAAUUCAUGAGGUUUUAUAUAAGAGUCAAAAUCUGCUAAGAGGUAACAGCAUGUAAAAAAAAAAAAAAAGUUUCAACUUCAUUAAACAACCAAUUUAAAUGUACCUCUGCAGGCUUUUUUUUUGAUAUAAGUUUUUUUUUUUUUUUUUUUUUUUCGUAUAAAUCAUAAGUCUUUGAUUUAAACCUAAUAAAUUACAGAUCCUGUUGUAAAUAAUACUGAAAAAUCACCAGCUCCUGGCAGAUUCUGACUAAAAGAAUAAAGCUGCAGUCGACCAAUCAGAGUUAAGUAUUCCAGAGAGCGUUUGGAAUCUCUCUGUAACUAUCUACAUUAGCAAAAGCCUCAGAGGAGGAUUUUUAUUACAUAUGAAUAUUUACCCUCUUGUGUCCAGCCAAACAGCACAAUACAAGGCUGAAUUUAUUAUUAUUAUUUUUUUUAUUGCUAAAUUUUGAUUAGUGAAUAUAACCUACUGUACCACUAGUUGUUUUGAUGCAAAUGUAUGUUAAAAAAAGGAACAAAACAAAUGCCUUGUGCGUUUAUGCUGCCAUCAACCAUCAAGACGUUCUGGUUCUAGAAGACUCCGUCUAGUAUACUAAGGCAAAAUGGCAAGUUUUCAGCCAUCACUCAAACCAAAGAGAGUGAUCUAAAGGUUUAUUUUGUGAUGUCAUGAGGUGAUGUCAUUUAUAGGAGACCUACAAUACACGAGCAGAAUGUUGCUUUAAAACCUUGGUCCUUAAGCAUGACUAGUUUGCUUUUCUGAUACUUGUUUCUAUAUUGCUGUUUGACUAAUACAGAGAAAUCUAAACAGGAAAUAAAUCAGGAUGUCUGCUCAUAUGCAAAGUGAAGUGUUGUGGGUGAUUUCUGUUCCCUUUAAAAUCAUUUACUAUCCGUCUGUAACGCGAGUCAUAAGAUAUUUUUGGAACGGUUUCUGUUCUGAAAUGUUCUGUCUGUUGGUGUGCCAAUUGCAAAUGUUGAGACAAGGGUUCAGACGUACAUGUACCUUGUUUAAACAGCCUUUGUACGGUUGUGAUAAAGAUGAAUAUUUUGUAAAUUGUGCUUUUUUUGUUUAAUGAAUUGAAUGACGCUUAAUUGUGAUUGAGGGUCAUGUGUUGGCGUCUAUGAGAAAGUGCUGAUCUGAGGUCGUCUUUCGCUCCUCGUUCAUGUUUUUCUGGUGAAUGUGAUGGUUCGGAUGAUGGAAGCUGUUCUCAGAUCUGCACGGAUUUAUAAAUGCAACCCAAUCCUGUUUUCCCCCAUUAAUCUCACCUGUCUUAUUUAAUGUGUAAUUAAAAGAAGUACAUAAAACCCA
This is a messenger RNA of Carassius auratus (goldfish), 2989 nucleotides long. RefSeq names its product ras-like protein. The transcript has 6 exons. NCBI's taxonomy places the organism in Eukaryota, Metazoa, Chordata, Actinopteri, Cypriniformes, Cyprinidae. The coding region runs from base 399 to 968 and encodes 189 amino acids. The record is from RefSeq and is a predicted model, not a curated record. Gene Ontology annotation, molecular function: GTP binding; GTPase activity. Gene Ontology annotation, biological process: signal transduction. Gene Ontology annotation, cellular component: membrane.